Molecule: messenger RNA, 1965 nt
Organism: Brienomyrus brachyistius
Lineage: Eukaryota; Metazoa; Chordata; Actinopteri; Osteoglossiformes; Mormyridae
Product: cyclin-dependent kinase 4 inhibitor D-like
Exons: 2
Coding region: 491-991 (166 amino acids)
Biological process (GO): negative regulation of cell population proliferation; regulation of cyclin-dependent protein serine/threonine kinase activity
Cellular component (GO): nucleus
Molecular function (GO): protein kinase binding; cyclin-dependent protein serine/threonine kinase inhibitor activity
Source: RefSeq, a predicted model, not a curated record
UCUCUUUUUAAGAUAAUGAUUGGGUUUAACCCCUAACUGGUUUCUCAGCGCGCAAAUUAAACUUUUUUUAAAAAAAAAAAGUCAGUCCUCUAAGCGAGAAAAUUACAUUUAUGUUCUGUUUGGCUUUAAGAAAUAUCUAUACAGAACAGCUAGGACUUAACAGGAAUUCGACACUAGUGGUUGAAGCGCAGGAACUGAAAAACCUGUCCCGGCGGUCGUGUUUACGGUUUUUGUAAGCGGUUUAUCGCCGGCGCUCAUUCAGCUAAUAUAAGUUACUUUGUGGCUGAGUUCCGUAAAACUGCGAAGACUUCAUCUAAGACGCGUAAUAUUCCAUAAAAUCGUCAACCAACUAAAUUGCCAAGAUGCUCCAAAGCGAAAACGGGAUAGUCUUAAAACUUCAAUUUUCCUUACCGGGGUUUUUGGCCCACAGUGUGAGUUAGCUUUUGCACCUUUAUUUUUUAUUUUUCUUGGGACAACGAAGUCAUUAGACAUGAUCCUUACCGACGGGGAUUCUGGCAAUAAUUUGACGUCUGCUGCGGCGAAGGGAGAUGUGACUGCCGUGAAAAGAAUGCUGGAAGAAGAUGGAGUUCAUCCUGAUACAGUUAAUGAAUUCGGCAGAACCGCUCUGCAGGUGAUGAUGAUGGGCAGUAGGAGUGUGGCUCAGCUUCUGCUUGAGCAUGGCGCCAACGCCACCGUGCAGGACCAGCAGGGCAUCACCCCGGCGCACGACGCCGCUCGGACCGGCUUCACUGACACUUUGAGUGUUCUGGUGCAAUUCGGGGCCUCAGUCAAUGUGCCCGACCACAGCGGCGCGCUGCCCAUCCACGUCGCCAUCCGGGAGGGUCACACGGCCGCCGUGGAUUUCUUAGCCCCGCGUUCGGACCUGGGCCACCGUGACCACAGCGGCAACACGGCGCUGGACCUGGCACGGGCUCGAUCUCCGGAUGUGGUGGCGAUACUGGAGCGUCAUUUGGACUCCAGGCUGACCUAGUUCCCCUGACAUAUUGGUCAGCCAUUUGUGCCACACACACUUUAAAAUGUGUUUAAAGGCAAAAUAAACGUCACAAUGUCAUUUUAAAAAGUCAAUAAAGCGGAAAGCUACUGAUUAGAUAUUGUUAUGAUUAAUAUCCAUUACAAAUGUAUUGGUUUUAACUCGUUUUAAUAUAUCUAUUUUCAUUGCCAUGUUUUUGAAAUGAAAUAUUUGCCUUUAAGAUGUGUGAUUCAUAGAAAAUGUGAUUUUUUACUUUAUUGUAAUGCCUAAUUAUUUAUUUGAAUUAUUUAUUAAUCGAUGUAUAUUUGUUAAACUACGUAUUUAUAAGUUUUGUAUGAUAAAUGUUAUAGUUGGAUCCUUGUAAAGUGUUUAUUUUAAGCUUUGUGAAAAACGAAUUAUUUACCUAACAACUUUUAAAACUUCCAGUUUUUGGCCUUGUGUGUAGCUAUGUGGUUUGAAUUGAAAUAGCCCUGCAAAUAUCCCAUCGGUUGUUUAAAGAUACCAUGAGAAUGUAAUAAAUGAUCUGAACCCGGUCCAUAAUGUACGUUAUGUAACAGCUAUAUAAAAUUAUAUACACAAACAAAACGGUAUUAUGUACAAACUGACAAAUGAUUCGCAUAGUUUUACUUUUUAAACAUUAGUCUGCUAAUACAAAAUAAUAGUGCUGGGGUGUAAAGAUGUAAAAAUUGCCUAGGGAAGACAAUCCGACUACUGCUUUUUAAAAAAUUGCUUUAAGAGUAGAAUGCUAAAUGUUAUAGGCGAUAGCUCCUGAAUACCGACAAAUGAAUCUAAACCACUAAUUACGAUUGUUGUUGCAAAAUUAAUCAUUUUAACUUCAUCAUUAUUUGCUUGUCUCCUGCAGUUCUCACUUUGACCACAAGGUGGAAACCAAACAAGGACCUACAGUGGUUCUACAAAAUGGUGUCUGUUACAUCUUUUAUGUAUUUUAUAAACUAAAUUAUCAGCUUUCAUGA